This is a messenger RNA of Durio zibethinus, 1822 nucleotides long. Its product is annotated as serine carboxypeptidase-like 20. The record is from RefSeq and is a predicted model, not a curated record. Gene Ontology annotation, biological process: proteolysis; secondary metabolic process. Gene Ontology annotation, molecular function: acyltransferase activity, transferring groups other than amino-acyl groups; serine-type carboxypeptidase activity. NCBI's taxonomy places the organism in Eukaryota, Viridiplantae, Streptophyta, Magnoliopsida, Malvales, Malvaceae.
CCAUUAUCCUCCUUAAUCCGAACAGUGUUGGCAGUUUGCACCUGUCAGAAAAACAGACUCUUUAAAUUCAACAAAAUGUCAUCAAUCAAUCCAUAACGAAACUUUAACUCAAAAAUAUAGCUAUGGCUAAAGAUCCUACACUUGGCUUUUACAAAGUCAUAUACUUUUGUCUGUUCUGUAGCUUAGUGAUAUUAACUCAGUCAGCUCCUGAGAAUGCUCUGGUCACUCAACUUCCUGGCUUUGCUGGCACUUUUCCUUCGAAGCACUAUUCUGGGUAUGUGAAUAUUGAUCAAAGUCAUGGCAAGAAUCUGUUUUACUAUUUUGUGGAAUCUGAAAGGAAGCCAUCAGAGGAUCCACUGGUUCUUUGGCUCAAUGGUGGACCUGGAUGCUCCAGCUUUGACGGUUUUGUUUACGAGCAUGGGCCUUUCAAUUUUGAAGCAGCGAAGACAAAUGGAAGUUUGCCUCAACUGCAUCUCAAUCUAUAUAGUUGGUCCAAGGUCUCCAACAUUAUAUAUUUAGAUUCCCCCGUUGGGGUUGGGCUUUCUUAUUCAAAGAAUCGAAGUGAUUAUGUGACCGGUGACGUACAGACUGCCAUUGAUACACAUGCAUUUCUGCUCAAGUGGUUUGAGCUAUACCCUGAGUUCCUCUCGAACCCCUUUUUUAUUGCUGGAGAGUCAUAUGCUGGAGUAUAUGUGCCUACUCUUUCUUAUGAAGUAGUGAAAGGAAUUGAUGCUGGUACAAAGCCGGUUCUUAAUUUCAAGGGAUAUUUGGUGGGAAAUGGAGUUACAGAUGGUGCAUUUGAUGGCAAUGCUCUUGUUCCAUUUGCCCAUGGGAUGGGCUUGAUCUCAGAUGACCUAUACGAGGAGGUCAAAAAUGAGUGCAGGGGUAAUUUCUAUCACCCACUCACUGAUACUUGUGAAAGCAAACUGAAAAAAGUUGAUGAGAAUAUAAAAGAUUUAAACAUAUACGACGUUCUAGAACCUUGUUAUCAUUACCCACAAACACCUGAGACUACAGAUAUUAAGAUUAGACUACCUUCCAGCUUCCUGAAGUUAGGGAAGACUGACAGGCCUCUUGCUGUAAGGAAAAGGAUGUUUGGUCGUGCCUGGCCUGUUAGAGCUCCUGUAAGAGAUGGAAUUGUUCCAACAUGGCCACAACUUCUCAAUGGCCAAACUGUUCCAUGCUUUAAUGAUGAAGUGGCAACAGAAUGGCUGAAUGAUGCAGCAGUUAGGAAAGCAAUUCAUGCUGAAGAGGAGAAUGUGAUUGGUAGAUGGGAGUUAUGUACGGACAAUAUCUUAUAUACUCAUGAAGCUGGUAGCAUGAUUAAGUAUCACAAGAAUCUUACUUCUAGGGGAUAUCGGGCACUCAUAUUCAGUGGGGAUCAUGAUAUGUGUGUUCCGUUCACCGGCAGUGAAGCCUGGACAAGAUCAGUUGGAUAUAAGAUACUGGAUGAAUGGAGGCCAUGGACUUCCGAUGGACAAAUUGCAGGGUAUUUACAAGGUUAUGAGAACAACCUGAACUUUUUAACCAUAAAGGGAGCAGGGCAUACUGUCCCAGAAUAUAAACCUAAAGAGGCAUUGGAUUUUUAUAGCAGAUUCCUGGCAGGGAAACCUAUAUGAAUUUAUCAACUUUUACCUUUGUCUUAAUUAUAACUGAAUACUAUUGUCCUAUCCACAUGAAUACAGGAGUGAAGGGGAGAACAGAUGUCAUAAUUGAGCCCAUAGUGUUAUUUUACCGUAUAUGAGUUAUUAAUAUAUGAUAUUGUUUUUCGUAAUAAGAGGUAAUCUUCUUUCGUCCCAUCCAGUUUUAAGGGUUUAUAUUC